AUGUCGGAGCCCCAGUCGUACCCGUCGCCCAACGCCGCGCAGAUGGCCGCCGGCGCCGCCGGCCUCUACGCCCAUCCGAACGGCAACAUGUCGCCAGCCGAGGCCUCGAGCGCCGUCGACCCGCACCUUUCUCUGCACAGCGGUCAGACCCUCGAGCAGGAGCUUUCUGCCCAGUUGCGCGGCGCCGCCGAGGCUCCAAUGGGCCAGGCACAGCACCAGCAGCCGCAGCAUGGCCUUCCAAUGGCCCAUGUCGGCCAGGUCCACACCCCAGUUCAGCAGCCGUCGACACCGCAGCAAAUGGCCCAGAACGCCAUGAACAUGACGCAAGAUCCACACUACAGCCAGCAGGACAGCAAUCAGAGGAAAAGGUCAAAGGUGUCGCGCGCCUGCGACGAAUGUAGGAGAAAGAAGAUUCGCUGCGACGCGACUUCUGAAAAUGGACCCGAGGCAUGCACAAGCUGCAAGCGCACAGGCGCACGCUGCCAGUUCAGCCGGCAGCCCAUGAAGAGAGGCCCGAGCAAAGGUUACAUCAAGGAACUAGCCGAUCGACUCACCCGGCUUGAGUACGAGCAGCAGCAACAGAUUGGCCAUUCUCCCCAAAACGGACAACAACACUCGCAAGUCCCCGAGCUUCAGAGCUACCUUCAGUCGAUGGGCGAUCAAAGUAUGGCCGGCUUAACAGACUUUUCCGCCACUUCUCCCGCGCCGCAUUACGGCAGCGAGCGGAAGAGGACUCACUCCAUGUCCGAAGGUCCAGGAGACCAAUUCCGAACUUCCUUAUCACAACCGCCCAAUGGUGCGCAACAAUCCUGGGAUCGCAGGGAGCCAUUUGGCACUGGCUACGAGCAUGAUGCUGCCGGCACAUUCUUCGAGUUUAGCCAGAACGCUGACGUAGCAGUGAACGAGUACUACCGCGUGAUUCAAGACACGUACCCCGUCCUGCCGUUUGAUUUGAGAAAUCUGAAAGGCCGUUUGGCAAACUGCGACGCCAAACUGCGGGACGCCUUCACCGCUGCGAUCGACUGCGCCGUCAGAGCCUGGCCGUCUACAAGCUUGGCCAUGGAGUCCAACCACCAAGAACGUUGCUACAAGGCUUACCAGAUGCUGACAUCGCUUGUUGGUACUACCGUUAAACCAGCUGGCAUUAUCCUUGUCCAAAGCUUCUUACUACUCACGAUCGAGGCCGACGUGCAUGGCCCUCGCCGUUCGCAACCCCUUUCCUAUCCGGAUAGCCAGCCGUUGAAGGAUAUGUGCCUUGCCCAGGCCACUAGAGUUGCUACGAGCUUACGAUUUGAUGCCUUAAUAUUCCGGCAGCGAGGUCAGGAGAUUAGCCCAGACAAUGACGAGGCGCUGGGUCGACGCCUCUUCUGGGUUCUCUUCAUCUUUGAUCAGCUGCAUGCUAUCAGCACAGCGACUGCACCCAGCCUCUCGGCUGAGCGCAGCCACCUCACUGGCGAUGACGAAGCCCUCUUUGGACCCGUGACUUUUGCUCUGGCUCGUCUUUGCAAGGCUAUGGGAGGCUUGCCCGAUUACUAUAGGACACUUGCGGACGUCCCUCCCAGUAACAAUGACGUGCUGGCUUUGUACGAUCCAAACAACGCCAUCAUGAAGCUGACGAAGACGGCUUUCCUAUCCUCUCUUGAAAGAUUCUCCGAGACUUUGCCCUCAGACCCCCAUCCUUUGAUCCUUCUUGCCUACUUCCAUGUCCAUCUCCUCAUCGUCCGCCACACCCCCGGCUCUGAACCCGGGGAGAUCUUGCAUGACGCGACAGCUAUUGUCACUCACUUGCAGAGACACCAGGCUCUCAUCACAACGCCACACCACCACUUCGCCGCUCUGGCCGCCCUAACAUUAGGCGAACUGGCCGAGAAAGACGAGACCAGGGAAGAAUCGCUGCGCUUGCUAGGAGAGCUGGAAGGCGUCCUGAACCGCAAUAAGGUCGAAGGCGACCUCGGCUGGGACGCCAGCGUCCGCGAGUACGCCGGCAAGAAGCGCUCGUCCAUCAACGAGUCGAACGGCGGCGCGUCGUCGACGAUGCUCGAGCACUUGGCCGCAGCGGCCGUCGGCGAGCGCAGGGACUCGGGCUCGAAGGCGUCGCCUUCGGAGACCCGGCCCGGAAGCAGCGGCGGAGGCGACCCGCCGAAGGACGACAUCAGCAACGCCGCGGCCGCGGCGGCGGCGGCCGUUGCGGCCGCGGCGUCCCUCAACCAGAGCUUGCACUUCAACCCCGCAAACCUGGUCAGAGACGGCUACCUGAACGUCCUCGCGCACGUGCUGAACCAGCAGCAGCCACAGCAACACUGA
Messenger RNA from Diplodia corticola, 2304 nucleotides. Its product is annotated as c6 finger domain-containing protein. The record is from RefSeq and is a predicted model, not a curated record. Gene Ontology annotation, cellular component: nucleus. The transcript is spliced from 4 exons. NCBI's taxonomy places the organism in Eukaryota, Fungi, Ascomycota, Dothideomycetes, Botryosphaeriales, Botryosphaeriaceae. Gene Ontology annotation, molecular function: zinc ion binding; DNA-binding transcription factor activity, RNA polymerase II-specific. The coding region runs from base 1 to 2304 and encodes 767 amino acids.